Molecule: messenger RNA, 1585 nt
Organism: Zingiber officinale
Lineage: Eukaryota; Viridiplantae; Streptophyta; Magnoliopsida; Zingiberales; Zingiberaceae
Exons: 3
Coding region: 74-1324 (416 amino acids)
Source: RefSeq, a predicted model, not a curated record
UUAUUUUUAAUUCAAAUCUAAAUUUCGACUCUUUUUUCCUCCGAGAAAGGAAGCAGCAACUCUCCUCUCGAUCAUGGCAAUUGGUUCCAGAUUGCACACAUGUGUGAUCUUCCUUCUCGUCGUUGGAGUCGAGAAUGCUGCUAUCUCGUCGGAAACCUUCGCUUCAGCUGCACCGAAGGCGAUCUCGGAAUUGAGGGAUGCCGUCGUGAAGGGGUUAGGGUUCCACUCUGAGGGCCUCAAGGUGUCCGGGUUCGACCCGAGGGACGCAUUGGUGGGCCAGGCUAUGGCGUAUGAAUUUGACAUCGAGGUGGAGAAUCGAGUGAUUCCGAUGAAGUUGUUGGAGGAUGUGAGCCGUUGGAAUUUCGUCGACCUCUCGAUCUUCAAGGCGGCGUCCGAGGAGGAGACAGGGUUGGCUGAGGUCGGGAGGAAGCCGGGUGCUGGGGUUUCGCCAGCGUUACUACCGUUUCAGAUUUCUGGCCCGAUGGAGCUGUGGAUUCAAGAUGGGGACGACAUGAGGCUCUCCUUGCCGCAUGAUGUUGAAGCUGGUGCAUUAAAGAAGGUCAUUCUAUCUGAUGGUGCGGUGGUGACGGUGAAGGGUGCCAAGUCCAUUAGUCUUCGUCACCCAAUCGAUAUCCCUCUCCCCCUCAACCGCAGCCACCCGAAAAACCGUCGCGUGGCGUCUGGCCUGUUGAACAUUGCAAAAGCCCUUCGUGAUGCUUCACGAACCAAUGAGAAACCCCUUCUCUCGCUCCGCAUUGUUGGUCCAACCUCAUUGACUUCAUCUCCUUCAACAUAUCCCAAUGACAAGCUGAAGCUGAAGCUGAAGCGUCUAGCACCUGGACUCAUCGAACUUUCUUCUCGAACUGCCCCCGUACCAUCUGAUGAAAUGGAAGGAUCUCACACGACCACAUUGUGGCCCUUGACUUCGCUUAAUGGUUCAGACCCAAACCUUACUGGAUUUGAAGAAUUAUUGGCAUCGGUAUUGGGGAAGAAGGGAUCAGAAGAAGGUUCUUUUCGGCUUGUUAAGGCACAAGUAUCUGCUCAAACCUAUAUGAAGAUGGGAUUCACGGUAGAGAAGGAUCUCAUCGGCGGAGAGGUGGAUUGGUCGAUGUUCCCUACAUGGAAAACAAAACCAGAGAAGUCGAUCAUGCACUUCGAGGUGUUGGCUAGGGUGGAAGACAGCGGAAGAGUAGUCCCGGAGAGGAUUGCUGAAAUCCAACCAUUCGAAACACAAGAGGCAGCGAUCAGUAGCUUCUUGACUGGAAAUGUGUCCAUGUCCAAGGCUGAAAUUGUUCAUCCACCACCUAAUUACUUCACUCUCUAAGUGAGCAAUCUGCAACCAGAAGCUUGUUGACUGGAAGGCUCAAGCUGAUCAUCUACCAUUCAUUACUCUGAGCAAUCUGCAAUCUGCAAUCUGCAAUCUGCUGAUGUAUACAUUCAGUGAAGUAAAGAGGAAAAAUAAGAAAUUUGUCUAUCAUGUAUUUGGAUUUGCAGUUUGCCUUUUAUUUUAAAAGACAAGCUGUUAUGAUUUUGUUUUAAAUGACAACAAUUAUUGAAAUUCGAAUUUCUUAUUUGUUCUUUGAAA